AAAAAUCUGUGAUCUUUAGUUGCUUUUGUGCAUUUUCAUUUGCAAGUGUACUGUGACAUUAAGGCCUUAUCCAGCACUAUAUUCUGCAAUUGUGAAGACUGAUUGUGGAUACUGUUUUAAUUCUGGAAACUAGUGUUAUUUUUUUAUUUAUUUUUAUUUUUUACAUCUUUUGCAUUCUCUUUUACGUUUUUAAGCAGUUCUGUACAUGGAUAACAAUUUUAUUUAAUUUUUCUGUUGUGUCGUUAAUGGGGAAUUUUACAUACUGCUACAAUACGUACCGGAUUUAAAAGUAUGUACUGUAUUACAGUUCACGUGUCCAGUCGUCUCUUUUGGCAAGUGAUAUUUUCAGAAUCAUAUCGUUCUGUUGAAAAUAUAGUACUGUACCAACAAAACCAACUACACUACAUCUAAAUGGAAGCCUACUCAUUUUAACACAGGCCUUUCAGCUAUGUAUUUUUGACAUUGUAUCUUUUUUGUUUUCCCUGAAAAAGCGGACAAGUUUGUCUCUUACUGCUGCGUUAUUUCCCCAAGUUUAUGCACUAACAAAUUUUCAAUGAAAGAAUAAACAUCUUCCUGUACAGUUCCUCAAACGAAAGUCAUAUUUUUCUUUCCGUACAAAAUGCGUGUGUGUGUGCAGGGCAGGGGGUUGUUUGGGUGGUAGAGGGCAGGUUACAACGUGCUCACCUACAUACGCGUCAAAUCAGAUGAAAUAAUCAGAUAUGCAUCACACUCGUUUAACCGUCACUGAAGUCAACAUUUUAUAGGGUUGGCUAUGCGAGUACUGACUGUAGUUUUGAGACUUUAAGAUGACCUUAUAGUACCUGGAAGCAUAACAUUUAUAUGUCCUCUCUAAUUGUUGGAUCUGAGAUCCUUCAUGGAAAUGGAAGCAAAUCUACAAAACCGUGAAGCUACUCCUAAAAAUAUUUCAGAGUAAGUACUGUUUUUUUUCCCCUGGCCCAAAUAUGACUGGAAAACUCAGCAAUAUAAAGUUAGCAGGAUCACUUAGAUUGGCAUGGAAGUACAGUAUGCUAAAUGGUAAAACUAACAUGGUCUUUAAAUUCCAAUGAGUACAUGACAGUGUUAACAGGCUGUGUGCUGUUAUGCUACAUCUUCUGGGAAUAAAAGACCUGCAGUACAAAGUGAGAUUAAUUCAUUCCAGCGACUGCCAUGGGUUUGAUUAAAAUCUGUUGGCUUCCAGUGAGAUGUUUUUCAAAAUAUCCAGAGCUGCUGGAAAAUGCCUUGGAGGAGUGUAACAGGGGGAGACCUGUGCUGACUCUGCUGGCGUAUUCUUAGUGCUGCAGGAAGAGGGCAGCAGUCGUCCAAUACCCGCCUGUCAGUCAUGGCAGUGACACAGAGAGGUGGGAGAGUGGGUGUGUGGGCUUUUCUUCUCUCUGAGUGGCUGAAAGGCGGGUCUUGGGGGGGAUUGCUAGCCCUAUAAAAUAAUACUCCACUGUUUCCUCAGCUCUACCCUUUUAAAAGACGUACCGGGAAGUACGGGAGCUCGGGUCGAGAGCUGGGAACAGCCGGGACCGAGAGAAAACCGGGAACAAAAAGAAAACGGAAAGUAAACUUAAUAUUAGUGGGGAACCCGUGGGCAGACCCCCUGUGUAGUUCUAGGGUAGACUGAGAAGACGGUCAGAGUAGGACGGAGACCCGGGCCGUGCGGCUAGCGACGGCUGGGGUAACGCUGCCGAAGUGCAGCACCUUUUAUUUGUAGUUUUGUUACUUUGUUUUAUUUUCCUUUUUACUUUCGCCUUUGGUUUUUGAAUUAAUGUUUGAGCACUUGUAAGUGCGCCCGCACUUGUUCUGUACCGCAUCUGGUAUUUCCGUGGUUCUGUUUUAUCAUUGCUUGUAGGCAGACCACGGUGAACAGCGCCCUCUGCGGGCUAAAAGAAAAAAUACACUCGGCACAAUAAAACUUGGCACUUGUGCGGUGCUUCAAGUACACCUUCUGUCUCCUGUGUGUCAGUGAAUCAAGAGAACACCCUGGACAAAAUCUGGUCCAGGGUGUUCUCUUGAAUACUGUUUAUCAAUGCCAAAAAAAGCAAAGCUGCAUUUAGAAUAUACUGCAUUUGGACAAUAGAAGGGGUAACUGUUGGGGAUGAAAAUCUGCAGUGAGAUGUGUGCAGAAUUUUUUUUAAUUGUUUUUUUGUGAAAGAAGUGAUUAUAGCAAACAAUGGAGAACCAUUGUUGUUGUUUUUUUUCCAGUAAUCUUAGUAAACCUGCGAUACAUGGAACCAAGAUUUCCCAGAAGCAAAGAGAAAUUAUUGCUAUGGCAGCUAGAGAGUGCAGCUCAAGAGCAAGGGGUGGGGACAGCACCCCCUUGAAGUCCAGUCCAUCCACACUGUCUAAGACUGAAAAAGCAUGGGCGACUCCUCUGCACGGUUCUCCCUCCCCCAAGUCAUUCCUGGAUCUUCUGAUGGAGGAGGAGGAGACAGUAAGACCUGUUCUCUCAUCCGGCAGUGUUAUCAAAAAGGUUUCUUUCAAAGACACUGAGCAGCAUGAAAAUGAAAAGAAGCUGCCCGGAUGGCCAGCCAAAAGCACCCACAGUAUAGGUGACCACAUCCCUACAUCAGCACAAGCAGAUGGCUACAAUCCCUGGUUGAAGCCUGCAGUGAACAGUCCUCCCGCAGUGGCUCCAGUUACUUUUGCAGCUAUUGUGGAGGAAGAACAGCAACAGGAAGCUGCUCUUCUUAGAAGCAGAGAGAAGCCUUUGGCAUUGAUCCAGGAGCAGAAAGAACCAAAGGUGCCGUACAGCUUAAUUCGGAACAUCAAGGAUGAAUUUUGCAAUGCAGAAUUGAAAAGCUAAAUAAGGCUUAUCAUACCAAGACUAAUGAUGCCUAAUCUUACUUUUCUGCUAACAAAAUUAUGAUUUAAUAAAGGUCCGGGUAACAUUUUAAAAUCACUUGUCGGUAACCCCUCAGUCAUUGAAUCAACCUGUAAUUAUCCUUGCCGUUAUGUUAAUGACCUCUUUUCAUGAUGUUUACUAGCAUUCUGCGUGGUUCUUAUUGCAAUUGAUUAAACUCAGACUUAAAAAUAAGCGUGCGAGUAAUUGCAAUGAGAACCAAUAAGAAUGAUUUAAAAACAUAUUUUUUCCUUUCAAAUCUUUUCAAACAUCAUUUAGCUCCUCCAGCUAUAAUCCCGAUCCAGUGUUGUGCAUUUAUUUGAGAUCAUCAUUUGUUUUCUCAGGACUGUGCCAUUGCUUUGGUCCUGUCCCUCUGUCAAUCUGGUGUAUGCUUUAAUUUCAUCUGGAAUUCAUUCGUGUAAUUCCUUGCCCUACAAGGGGUUUCACUUGUAAAGACCAGCUUAUCUAGAGUUGUUUGACUUUCCUCCCAUUUUUUGUAAGAAAAAUGAUAACAUUAACAGAUUGAGGAGUGUGCUACUCAAGAUUUACUCAUCCACUACAAUGCUUUUGACAACCCAGAUGAGUUCAUCACAGUGGAGAAAGCGUCCCAAGGACCUAUAGCAAUUCCAAUGUGGAAUAAACACUGAGCCUCCAUGUCCCCAGAUUUGGAUUUUGGAGUUGGAUUAAAUAUAGGUACUCCUACCAGACACUAACUAGACCUCAGUAUUUUGGUGUAGCAGUGUGUCUGAACUAGUAAGCUUUUCAUUUGUAGAUUAGGAUUCAGCAUUUUUAAACGGUGGUUGUCCACAGCUUGUAUUACCACUGUGUUAUUUUGAUGGAGGAGGAAAUGCAAACUCUGUAUGUUUGUGCUUUCAGAAACUUUGUAUUGUGUGUAUUCUCGCAUCUUAAGCUCAUUAAUAAAAUUACAUUAUACACUAGAAAUGUUAUUCUGGCCUUUGUGCCUUUUUUUAAUGCAGAGCAUGUAUGGCCUUAUUGGUAUAUGAUUGUAAGCAGCAAUGCAAAAUAUUAGAGCAUUCAGACAUUUGCAUUUUAAUGUGCUUGAAUUACUUGCUGCUUAAUUUAGGGGGGUGGGGGGGUUGUGCGGGGUUGUCGAAAUAAUCAUUAGUCUGUAAUCAAAUGAAACACAAAGCAAGUGUGGUGUAAUGUAAUACAAAGUAAUUUGAUUAAGCUGGGGAAUGUGUCACUUUAGGAUUCUGCUGGAAAUACAGCAGCAUGCAACUUGGAACAAUACAUAACUCACCUGUGCAUUGCAUGUCCCUUUACAUUUAUUUCCAUUUGUUUCAAUAUUGAUGUUAAAAGAUGUUUGUGCAAGUUAAUAUUCCAAUUUUACAGGAAUGCCAAAAGAUAAGAAUACGUAUAAAUAUGGUUGAUUUGAAUGCAUGAAAAAUGAUGUAUUGCUGGAAAGAAACUGGAAGCUUGUUGCUGUUGGGAAUCUUCCAAAACAAAAUAGCACAGCAUCUUACAUUGACAAAUGAGUUUACUGUCAUGAUUAUAUAAUUUGCACUUCUUAUUUUUGCCUCUUGAAUGACCAGAAAUAAACCAUUAGUUAAUUACAAUAGUUCAAACAGUUCCAGAAUAAUUUAGUUGCCAAGUAAUUACUUUAGGUCCACUUUUUAAUGGAGACGGGCAUGUUAUGUGUGGUUCACUUGUUAGUAUUUAUGCCAAUAUGUUUAUUUGACACACAAUUCUCUUAUUUCUGGAUAGAAAGAUUUAUUCCACAUAUGCUAAUAAUA
Molecule: messenger RNA, 4599 nt
Organism: Acipenser ruthenus (sterlet)
Lineage: Eukaryota; Metazoa; Chordata; Actinopteri; Acipenseriformes; Acipenseridae
Product: inhibitor of Bruton tyrosine kinase-like
Exons: 5
Coding region: 2177-2809 (210 amino acids)
Source: RefSeq, a predicted model, not a curated record